AUAAUGGUUCCGUCCUUUAGCGUACUAUGAGGAGAAGGACGCGAUCUCGACAACUGUCAGUGGUUGUUUUCACAUGUGAUUAACAAACAUGGCGAGGUUUUUGAGGCCUAACAUCCGGAGUUUUCUCACCUCACAGCUGAGAAUGUCAUCCGACCAGCUGGGCGAGCUGGGUAAAGGUGCAGGAAAAGGUGGUGGUGCUGGAGGCUCCAUCAGAGAGGCCGGUGGUGCCAUGGGGAAGAAGCAGGCCGCAGAGGAGGAGAUGUACUUCAAGCGUAAGGAGAAGGAGCAACUGGCUGCAUUGAAGCAGCAUCACCAGGAGGAAAUUGACCACCACAAAAAGGAGAUUGAACGAAUGCAACGCGAGAUCGACCGCCACAAGGGAAAAAUCAGGAAGUUGAAGCACGACGACUGAGUGAAACCACCUGGGGGUUCCAGUAUUGUCAUCUAACUGACGAAUCUCCUUUACUACUUAUUCAGAUGGCUGCAUGCGCUGUGUCACCAGGACGGUCAUUCAAUUCUGAGUAGUUGUUCUGUGAAAGCUUGAAUUAUUAAAACCGUUCAUUGAAGGAAUUGUGUUGACCUGAUUCAAGUUGUACCACUUUCUCCAGCCUUUUCCCUUCCUCUAGAGUCGGUGAUCAGUAGUGUUGCAUGCCAAAAACACCUAAGUGAAAAAAAACAAAUAUUUGUAAUGCUUCCAUUUGGCAGAAACUUGAUGUAUUAAUAAAUAAGUACAUUAAAUGGCA
Messenger RNA from Gasterosteus aculeatus aculeatus (three-spined stickleback), 743 nucleotides. It is a transcript of the gene atp5if1b, whose product is annotated as ATP synthase inhibitory factor subunit 1b. Gene Ontology annotation, biological process: negative regulation of ATP-dependent activity. Gene Ontology annotation, cellular component: mitochondrion. The record is from RefSeq and is a predicted model, not a curated record. NCBI's taxonomy places the organism in Eukaryota, Metazoa, Chordata, Actinopteri, Perciformes, Gasterosteidae. Gene Ontology annotation, molecular function: ATPase inhibitor activity.